Messenger RNA from Cajanus cajan (pigeon pea), 2691 nucleotides. Its product is annotated as wall-associated receptor kinase-like 14. Gene Ontology annotation, molecular function: protein kinase activity; ATP binding. NCBI's taxonomy places the organism in Eukaryota, Viridiplantae, Streptophyta, Magnoliopsida, Fabales, Fabaceae. Gene Ontology annotation, biological process: protein phosphorylation. The record is from RefSeq and is a predicted model, not a curated record.
CACAGACGCCACAGAACAAGUGUGAAUGAAGCCAAGUUUCUUAUUAGAGUACCCUUCCAUUCGCAACCUACGCUUUUGCACCUUCUUCGUUUUAUUGUUUUCGGUCGGAAAAGAAGAACAAAAACAUUAAGCAGACAAAGAACAUCUCUUUCCAACGAAAAUUUAUUACUCUAUUGAACCUCAAACUCGAUCUUGGAGGGGGAGUCUGUGGGGAAAUACUCCUGGUCCUACUUCUUCAACCGCUACAGUCAUUAAUUUCAACCUCUGCAGAACCUCCAAGAAGGGUGUGACUGUGAUGAACCGAUGAAAUUGAUGACCCAUUUCAAGCAAGUUAAGUCUGCAUCUAAAAAAUGUUUCUUUGCCCGCAAUCAAAUCUGGCUGCAAUAGUGUUGACAAUCUUGGUAGCGAUCACCACAAAAGCACAAAACCUCACCUGCAAUCGCCAAUGCGGGGAUCAGACUCUUCAAUUUCCCUUUGGAUUCUCCGAAGGUUGUGAAAUCCGAUUGAAGUGUUCAGAAAAGCGAGUCCAAGUUGAGGAAUUUGUGGUCCGAAACGUAACGAACAGCAACAUAUUGGUGGAUCUCCCUGCAAAAUGCAACCGUAGCAUGCAGUCCAUUGGGCCACUUUUCGGUGAGAAUUUUGCCCCUACGUUGAACAAUAGCUUUCUGGUGCAAGAUUGCAGAGAGGUGCUGGGUGGGUGCGUUAUUCCUGCUUCAAGUUUUGUGGGGAGGCAUUUUGAUGUGGAGAGCUGCGACGAGAGGAGUAGUAACAUAAGCUGCUUCAAUAAGGUGGAGCAAAAGGAUGAAGUGGAUGUUGUAUCGUACGAUGAUUUGAACAAUUCGAGGUGUAAGUACUUGUUCUCUGCGCUUUCUUUUGCACAGAGCCAGGAGAUUCAGCUUCAGUUUCAGGUGGUGGAGUUGGGGUGGUGGCUCAGAGGGGACUGUCGGUGUUCUCAAAACGCUACCUGUACCACGCUGCGUCUCCACGGUGGGGACGCAGGGUUCCGCUGCCACUGUCUCCAAGGUUUCUGGGGUGACGGCUUCGUCCACGGCACCGGUUGCCGGAAAGCUUCAUCAAGUUGCAGUGCUUCAACAAUAACGUCCGGGGGAUGUGGGAAAGCAACCAAAAUCGGUGUUGUUGUUGGAGUGAUCAUAGCUGGAACUUUGGUGGUGGCUGGUGUGUUUCUUCUAUGGUAUUGUGCCUGGCGCCGUUCUACUUGGUUGGGAAAACACACCAUAGUAAAACGCCAAUUACGUGAAGCUGCAGGCGACUCUAGUGUACCUUUCUAUCCUUACAAAGAAAUAGAGAAGGCCACAAGUUCUUUCUCUGACAAACACAGGCUGGGAACUGGGGCUUUUGGCACAGUUUAUGCUGGAAAACUGCACAAUGAUGAGUGGGUUGCUAUAAAGAAGUUAAGGCAAAGAGACACCAACAGCGUUGACCAAGUCAUGAAUGAGAUCAAGCUCCUUUCUUCAGUGAGUCACCCAAAUUUGGUUCGCCUCUUAGGUUGCUGCAUAGAGAAGGGAGAGCAGAUUCUUGUUUAUGAAUACAUGCAAAAUGGAACACUUUCUCAGCAUUUGCAAAAAGAGAGGGGUAAAGGACUUCCGUGGACAAUACGCCUUACCAUUGCUACUGAAACUGCUAAUGUCAUAGCAUAUCUCCAUUCUGCAAUUCACCCUCCAAUUUACCAUAGAGACAUAAAAUCUAGUAACAUACUUUUGGAUUAUAACUUCAAAUCUAAAAUAGCUGAUUUUGGGCUUUCUAGGAUUGGCAUGAUGGAAACAUCUCAUAUCUCAACUGCCCCACAAGGGACUCCAGGUUAUGUGGAUCCUCAAUACCAUCAGAACUUUCACCUUUCUGAUAAAAGUGAUGUCUACAGUUUUGGAGUGGUUUUGGUAGAGAUAAUAACUGCCAUGAAAGUGGUUGAUUUUGCUCGACCUCGGAGUGAGGUAAAUUUAGCUGCUCUUGCUGUUGAUAGGAUUAGGAGGGGUACCAUAGAUGAGAUCAUAGACCCCUUCCUUGAACCACAUAGAGAUGCUUGGACACUAUACUCUAUUCAUAAGGUGGCUGAGCUUGCAUUUAGAUGCCUUGCUUUUCAUAGUGACAUGAGGCCUACUAUGAUGGAAGUGGCAGAGGAGCUAGAGCACAUUAGACAAAGUGGAUGGGCAGCUAUGGAGGAAACUGUCACGGCUUCAUCGAUUGGUUCCACUAGUUCAUCACCUCGCCAUGGAAGUGAGAGGUCACUGAGUGGCAUUAAAAAAGCUGGGCAUGGGAGUGAGAGAUUGAUUGUUUCACAGAAGACAGAAUGUCUUUUGCAUUCUGUGGAGGUGAAGGAUAGCUCCCCUGUAUCAGUGCAUGAUCGUUGGUCAAGUGGACCUAGCUCACCUUCAUCAAACAGCUUGUUGGGAAAUGUCAUCCCGUGACAGAUAGCCUCCAGCAAUGUGAAUACUAAAGGCACAUAACACUUUUCUUUCCUCCGUUUUUGUUGCUAUAGCUAUUUUUACGUAUGCAUAAAUCAUCAGAAAUCAAUAUAUAGAUUCGCUACGCAGACAGGAUCAAAACUAUAAAUAGUUCCUAUAUAUGUAUAAUUGUGGUUGGAAAAGCCACCUUUGACUACAAUUGUUUAUUUAGUAAUGGCAGCUAAUGAUGGAAAUGCGCAAAAUCAUGGGGCUUUUGGUCUGACUAGUCCAA